This is a messenger RNA of Peromyscus californicus insignis, 6939 nucleotides long. It is a transcript of the gene Tmc3, whose product is annotated as transmembrane channel like 3. Bases 404 to 3709 code for a protein of 1101 amino acids. The record is from RefSeq and is a predicted model, not a curated record. Gene Ontology annotation, molecular function: mechanosensitive monoatomic ion channel activity. Lineage: Eukaryota; Metazoa; Chordata; Mammalia; Rodentia; Cricetidae. Gene Ontology annotation, cellular component: plasma membrane. The transcript has 22 exons.
UGGUCCCUAAACAUUCAGUGACUAUCAGUCACGGUGAGAUGGAGUGGAGUUUGCAAGUCUCUGAGUCCUGUCUGGGCAGAGCAGAUUGCAGAUAAACUUUGGGAAGAACCAAGUCAUCCCUAGACCACCAGGCCACGCCUCCUACUGUCCAGAUCCCAGCCAAUGAAUAUGGGCACGCCCACCUCACUAUUACAUAUGUAUGACCCUGGCUGGCCUCCUGGCUUCUUUUCUGCCCCAACACCAGAUGCAAGCUGGCUUUUGCUCCUGCUUCUGAGGGAGGAGAGCAGAUCAACUCUGCAGGCCCCUUUCGGAAAGCUCAUUCAGAACAGACCCCUGCCUGCAGGCUCCCAGCAUCCCAGCUCCCUGGCUAUCCCCAGGGACCACUGGCAGCAGACCAGGCCUCAUGAAAACCUCAAAGGCAUCCCAGCGCUACAGAAGCAUCCGGAGAAACGCCAGCCAGUGCUACCUCUACCAGGACUCUCUGCUGCUUGGUAACUCGGAUGACAGCUUUAAUGCUGAUGAAACGGGGGACAGCAAUGAUCCGGAACAAAUCUUCCAGAAUAUACAGUUCCAGAAAGACCUCAUGGCAAAUAUCCGCUGCAGACCCUGGACCAUGGGACAGAAGCUGCGGGCACUGAGACGAGCAAAGGAGAUUGUACUGAAGUUUGAAGGGAGGUUGACUAGGACCCGAGGCUACCAAGCAGCAGGAGCAGAGCUCUGGCGGAAAUUCGCUCGUUUGGCCUGUAACUUUGUGGUCAUCUUCAUUCCCUGGGAAAUGAGGAUAAAGAAAAUUGAGAGUCACUUCGGAUCUGGCGUGGCCUCCUACUUCAUCUUCCUGAGGUGGUUGUUCGGAAUUAACAUAGUGCUCAUGAUGAUGACAGGUGCUUUUGUUGUCAUUCCUGAGCUGAUUGCAGGCCAGCCCUUUGGAAGUACAGCCAGCAAGACCAUCCCCCAGGAGCAGGUCAUGUCUGCACAGGAUCUGGACACUGUCUGGUCCCUGGGGGGUUACCUUCAGUACUCUGUCCUGUUCUACGGGUACUAUGGAAGAGAGAGGAGGAUUGGGAGAGCCGGCUACCGCCUGCCCUUGGCAUAUUUCCUGGUGGGGAUGGCAGUGUUUGCUUACAGCUUCAUCAUUCUCUUAAAAAAAAUGGCUAAGAACUCCCGUACCAGCCUGGCCAGUGCUUCCAACGAAAACUACACCUUCUGCUGGCGGGUAUUUUGUGCCUGGGAUUACCUCAUUGGGAACCCGGAGGCUGCAGAGAGCAAAACAGCCGCCAUCGUGAACAGCAUUAAGGAGGCCAUACUGGAAGAGCAAGAAAAGAAAAAAAACAAAAACAUGGCGGUGACUGUCUGCCUGAGAAUCAUCGCCAACAUCCUGGUGCUCCUGUCGCUGGCUGGGAGCAUCUAUCUCAUCUACUUUGUGGUGGACAGGUCCCAGAAGCUGGAGCAGUCGAAGAAGGAGCUGACACUUUGGGAGAAGAACGAGGUGAGUGUGGUGGUCUCCCUUGUCACCAUGCUAGCACCGUCUGCCUUUGACCUCAUCGCUGCCUUGGAGAUGUACCACCCACGGACAACACUGCGCUUCCAGUUAGCAAGGGUCCUGGUACUGUACCUAGGAAAUCUCUACAGCUUGAUCAUUGCUCUUCUGGACAAAGUGAACAGCAUGAACAUUGAGGAAGCUGCCACCAAAAACAUCACAAGCCAUUGGGCAGAUCCUUCCCCCUUCUCUGGCACCAGAACAGUGCCUGAAGAAGGGCAAUGGCCCACACCUGGGGCAGGAACGGAGCUCCGGAGAAACACCAGCACGUGGGGCUUGGAAGAGACAAGCAUUCUGACUACUAUUACACCACACACAAAGGCCAACAAGACAGUGCCCUACAUGCAGGGACCGCAAGGACAGUGCUGGGAGACAUAUGUUGGCCAGGAGAUGCUAAAGCUGUCUGUCAUUGACAUGCUCUUCACGGUGGCCAGCAUCCUCCUCAUAGACUUCUUCCGAGGACUUUUCGUUCGCUACCUAAGUGACUAUUGGUGUUGGGACCUUGAAAGCAAGUUUCCUGAGUAUGGGGAAUUCAAGAUUGCUGAGAAUGUGCUGCACCUAGUCUACAAUCAAGGCAUGAUUUGGAUGGGGGCCUUCUUCUCCCCAUGUCUACCAGCCUUCAAUGUUCUCAAGCUCAUUGGGCUGAUGUACCUGAGGAGCUGGGCUGUGCUGACCUGCAACGUACCCCACCAGCAAGUGUUUCGAGCCUCCAGAUCCAACAACUUCUACCUGGCAAUGCUCCUAUUCAUGCUGUUCCUCUGCAUGCUGCCGACCAUCUUUGCCAUUGUCCACUACAAGCCAUCUCUGAACUGUGGCCCCUUCAGUGGACAAGAGAAGAUCUAUGACAUCGUCUCAGAGACUAUAGAGAAUGACUUCCCCGCAUGGUUUCACGUUGUGGUUGGACACAUCAGCAGCCCUGUGGUGAUACUUCCAGCCGUGCUGCUUCUGUUCAUGCUCAUCUACUACCUUCAGAGCAUCGCAAGAUCACUGAAGCUCAGCAGCCAGCAACUCAGGAUGCAGAUCCAAAACGCAAGAGCUGAAGAUAAGAAAAAGGUUGCCCAAAUGGUAGAGGCUCGAAUCCAGACCCACGAAGAGAGCACCAAGAGACUUCUAAAGGAUGGUGACCUCAUCAGCCAGCUGUCCUCAGCAUUCAUGGCAACACCCCAAAACAACGGCAACAUGGUCAACUUUGACUCGCUGAGUAGCAAGAGCCUCAGGAUGGAGACGGUCACAAGGUCCCUGCCCCAGAGUCCUGGGCAAGGGUCCAGGGGCCUCUGCUCUCCUCUUCCAGGUGGAUCUAGAUCAAAGCCAGAGCAGGAUGCCAGUAGGUAUCCACAUGGGCCAUGUGCCAGCACAGGCAACCUCCACAAGAACAGAUCCUACGCAUCUGUGACACAGACACAGCCCCUCAAGGAUGUUCGCUCAGAGCCUCUUUCCCGAAAAGACUUUCAGCCAAUCAGGCCUCGUUUCUGUGGACCCAGGGUCUCUGCCUUGAUGACGCCUGGCCACAGACUCCGUGCUCCCAGAUACUAUGUUGUGAAUGAACGUGACUGUCACAAAAAGACCCACCCAACUUUCUGGCCAGAAAGACAUUUCAAGAUAGAUGCUUUAGGUGACAUUGUAGAGCUGUACCCCAGGAAUGUGCAGCAGUAUGUGUCCUGGGCCCCCCACCAGCCUUGCUCACCACAACUGAGUGAAGAAGAGGAGGAGAUGCUGAGGACAGAUUUGGUCCAAUGGUCCAUCCCCCCUGGCUCCCUGACGGACCUCCCUCGGCCUCCUCGUUUUUACAUGGGUGACAGAUCAGAAAGUGACACCAGAGACCCUGAGUACCAGCGAAGGAUGUACUACAGAUCUGGGGACAACAGUUUUGAGGGCCAGCCUGAGAGGCCCACAUUUGUUCACAAAAAGCCACGAUCCAGGAAUGUCCAGUACCCGCAGCAUCCUCCGAAACCCAGGGUCAAAACCAAGUUCGAGCCAUCCUUCACGGAAUCUGAUUCUGUAUCAGCGGCAUCCAGCAGCGACCAGCAGAACAGCAACAAUGACCAACACCUGCAGGUCAUGUCCAGCCAGGGCAGAUUCCCGGGGUCUGCCAGCCAGCUGGGCAGGAGGAAGGCAAAGUCCAAGCAGGCACUGCCCACAGAUCUGAAUGACCUAAUUUGUUCAAAUGUCUAAGCUUCUUUCAAUUCCCUUCCUAAAGACUGGACAUCUUUGGAAGAGUUGGGAGCACACAGUCCCACCCUUUCUGGAAGAGAAACCAGCUCUGGGGAUGUUAGAGAUCUGUGGAGCUUUUUCAGGCUUAUGUGCCACUGCUGUCUGAGGCUCUGAGACCCUGGGGCUGUCACUUCCCAUUCACAGCAAUGGUGUGUGAGUGGCAAUUCCUGGUGUUUCCUUAUGCCCAGCACAUACAUCACCACAUCAGGCUGUCCUUUCAAGAAAACAUCAGGCCUUUGAUAACAUUCAGGGUGGCUGGCCAUGCGCACCAGCAAGCUAGACAUCUCAUCAGGACUGCAAACACCAACCUCGACACUCUGUUUAUCUUCAAUGAUAUGAGUGAGUGCUUUGCACUGUGGUAUUUGAACAUACAAGUAUCGAAACUCUGUAGUGAGCACCCAAACUCAGGCAGCCACCCUUGAGAGUUCACAGUAUUUAGUUUAUGAGGACUAAUAUAUCAGUUUAGUAGUGGCCACUGUAGUGCACUGCAAUCUUAUUUAACUCUGUAUUAAUCAGGACACAGAUUAGACAUGACCCCAAAUUUACACCUGGGGUUUCCUGGUUCACUUCACUGAGAAGGAUGGGGACUGAGACUCAGUACCAUGUUCAGCUGGAACCAAGGCUCAAACAUCCCCAAGAACACCUGUCUUCUCAGCUCUUGGCUGUUUCCGUGUUUGCUGACCUUGUUCUCUCCCACGGCCAAUAGUCCUCCAGGUAGGAGGUGAAGAAUUCACAGCCACAGAGACGCCAGGCUUCUAGCCUCCACGCAACAGGCCCAAAGGAAAGGAGCAGCGCGGACAUUACCUGCUUCCCACUGUGUCUGCUCUCAAGAAGUGGUUCUCUGGAUCCUCUGGCUGGCCUUGUGCAGGGCUUGGCAGCUCUGCAUGCUCUACCCCAUGGUAACCAGCUUUUUAGAAGCUCUGACUUCUAACAUUUCUGUCUCCUCUACUAUACUCUUGAGUGUCUUUGGAAUGAAAAUGGCACCAUGGUUCGACAGUCCCAGUAACGGACAGACAAUAGAUACCACAUGUGUUUUCCAGCACUGUCUCAUUGGAAUAACAGUGGGGACUCUCCCAAGAUUGAAAUUCUCUGGAAACAGAGAGCAUCGCAUUGGCGAUACAAUAGCAUUGUAAGCCAUGGGCAUAUGCAAAAUCUGGAGCAAGGAAAAGGUUUCACAAGCAAAUGAACUUUGCAUCAGCUGUUUCAGUCAACUCCCUGCGUCGGCAAGAUCAACAGAAAGGGUGGCACCAGCCCAAGGUCAGAGGGGUGUCCUUGCAGAGGUACUGUCUGUACAAAUUGGGGUGGCCUUAGUGCCAGGUUGUGGUCCGGCCAAAUUUUGCGGUCAUCGUCUGUUAUCCGGAGCACAUGCACCAAUCUUCCCACUUAACAAGCCCCAUGCUUCAUUUACUUUCUUGUCAGGGCUCGGACACAAGCAACCCCAUCUUGAUUUUUCUGAUUUUCACCCCACAAUACCAAACUGAGUGGCUUCCUAGGGUGCACACUCACCACCCUGCGGUUCCCAUGGCUUAGGAGCGCAGACACAGCUGAGUCUCAUCAGACAGCAGCUGAGGCAUCAGCAAGAACUGACAUCUCAUCAAAGAUCCCAGGCCCUCUCCCAGUCUCAUGUGGCUCUUGGUCAAAUGUCCAGGCCUUGAGGUUCUAGAGGCUUCCUGCAUGUCCCGGCUGCACAACACUCUACACGGCAUGCCUGGUGGACCUUCACUGGCAACUGAGUGUGGCUAUUUGGCUUUCAGUCCCUUUUGGCAGGGAAGACAUGGGCCCUCUUUCAAUAAGUCCCUUGAGUAGGCCAGGGCCACCCAGAAAACCCUUCCUUCUGAUUCCUAAAAGUUGGCUCAUGGGAGAUCUUAAUUACAACAUCAAAAUCAUUUCACCUUUACUGUAUAUCAUAACCCAGCCAUGGGGCGAAAUUCCAUACUAUUCAGGACAUUCCACAAGCCAUCCAUUCCCUGGAAGCAGGAAUCCUGGAGGUCUGCACAAAUGCUUAAUACCUAGCUAGAUGUAAAUGGAUGGAUGAAUUAAUGAAUAGACCAUACUAAUAACUGAAUCACAUAUGACAAGGCAGCUGGAUUAGAGGCCAAGAUAACUCCCAAUUCUAACCAGGAAAGUUUGUAUAAAUAUUGCUGUUUGUAAAGUCCACACAGAUAAUCCCCCUCACAGAACUCCUGAGGAGGAGUGCACAGGUUUUCAAAUGCUAUGCCAUGCUGCCUCUAGGGUCGAUGGUCCAGACUUAGUGUUCUGCAGUGUCUGGGAUGUCCUUCAGUGACAGAGGUACCCACAGCAGUGUCAUAGUGAGGAGGCCUCCUACCCCAGAUUCUGGGGUUAGGGCUGAGACUAGAGUUCCCUGGGACAUGGAAUUAGGUUAGGAAAAUCAGACCUACCUCCAGACACCUGCAGGAGCAGCAGCUUGUGUGGCAAGGGGAGGAGGGAACAUGAGCAGACCUUGGAGCAUACCAAGGAAACAGAGUCAUCUAGUCACAUACUCAGGGCUGAAGUGUGAGUUCAGAGCAGGCGUAUAAGGCUCCUUGUAUGGGGUGAUUCCCACUUAGAGAACUUUAGGACACACAAUAAUACAAAAGUGAGUGUGAUGAGCACCCAUAUUCCCCUUGUAAGGGUCAUCAAUGGUUUGUAUUUUGUUUCCAUGGAGUCUUUUAGUCUUAGAAAUAAAGAAAACACUAUAGAGCUGACUUGGAAGACUGAUGCAGGAGGCCUGAACCACAAGUUCAAGGUCAGCCUGAGCUACAUGGUGCCAGGCUAACUUGGACUGCACAAGAAUACUCAGGAGAGGGGCGGUGGGAAAAGAGAGAGAAAAAAUCAGAUUAUUCUUUAGCCUCACACUAGAAGUUUUUCCUUUCACACUUCAUGAACUCAGUGUAUAUCCAAUCAGUAGACUGUCAUAUUUAUAGACAUUGUAUGUGUGAAUAUAUGUAUAUAAGCAUCUAUAAGCAAUAUAUCUCUUAAGUCAAUGCUAUUAUCCUAGAUCUAUCACUAUAUUUAUUUGUAUUUUGAAAUCUAUUAUAGAAAUAAGCACAGAUGAAACUCCCUAUGACAUAUGUUUAGCAUUUCAUUAUUUGGAUAAACUACCUAACAUCUCUUCCUUUUCUUCACAAAGGGUAUUGAAAUAAUUUCUGUAUCUUCCCUAUUAAAAAGGUAUAAUAAACUGCUUCUGUAUA